CAUACAUGCUAUAUUGUUAGUUUGGUCUGAGUGUUGCGGUACACGGAGGUCGUUGUUGUUAAACAUUUACUACCGUAAGAACUGAUAUCACGACUGACUGGACCAAUGGACCUGAAAUUAGUCCUAUUCACUACCAUUAUUUUAUCAUACAAAGUGAGGACAGGGGUUUCACGAUCGAUCCAGAAGAGGAGUCUGUUCCAACUUUGUGAUUUGAUAUAUUACCAUUCUCAACAGUCAUGUCUUGUCGUCAAUGAUUAUGGAUGCUUUUGUGGUCUUGGACAACACGGACAUAACCCUCUUGAUAACAUCGAUAGGUGUUGUUAUGAACAUGAUAUCUGCUACGGUAACCUAAACAGAUGUCAUUGGUACCUUCCUCAGCUGACUCACUAUUGGUAUACCUGUGAUGAUAGGACGGUUAUUUGCAUGUGCACAGGUAACUGGUACUGCCAACAAGAUGUUUGUGAAUGUGAUUUAAAAUUUGCUCAGUGUUUAAAAGAUGCUCUCCGUGACACAGAAUACAACUCAACCUAUAAAAACUAUGAUUUGUCGCUCUGUUUAUGACAGGAAUCACGCAAAUUAACUCCAAAUAUCUCAGUUUCAUUGUUAGUGUGGCUAGGAGGAAUGGUGAACAUUUACAUAAAACAUGAUGGUUUCACAUCCUUUGAAAAUAUGAUUGUGAAUAUUCUAUGAGAUAGUCAUACAAUCCAUGAUAUCGGCAUCUAACAGCCAAUAACACAAUCCCAAUGACUUUACGUUUCUACAUUUAUAUUUCCAGAUGAAGCAUUGUCUUGUUGAGUCUCGAACAGUUAUAGGAUGUAUGUGUAAGAACAAGGACAACGAUCAAAUGCUGUUCUCGAAAAAUACAUUCAAUCUGACAAAUUUUGAAGGAGUUCCAGCUAUAAAAUAUAUAUUUAUUUUAAAUAUAUUUCAAUUUAGUAAUCAAUUAAAUUAUAUUGAUACGGAAUACCAUAAAAUCGAUUAGUUAUGUAUUUUUCUUUUAUUUCAUCAUACUGGAUAUAGGUUGAGUCAAAUAACUAUGAACGUAAAAAACUUGAAUUUCGGAAGUGUAACAAACAGUUUCAGCAAAAAAUAUUUUAAAAGCUCAAAGAGCAGUGUCAUUUUGUUUGCUGGGAAUAUUUCAAAAAUGCUGCAACAUCCUCAAACUCCCAGGGAUCAACAUCACUCACGAUCACUUCUUCAUCUCUGGUGUAAAAAGAAGAUCAUCGUAUUGAACAACAUCCUUAGCAAGCGAAAAUGUGUUGCCUGAGGCAAGAGAGAUUUUCUUUGAUGUUCAUUAUAGAAAGUAAAACGAAGAGAUAUUUUUUAUGCGUUAAAGUGCAAUAUUUACAAUUUGGAAAUAUCACAACAAGUAUUGUGUUUGGAUGCUGUAAGAUGUCUCAAAUCAGUGUUUGUGGUGUGUUGUCAGAAAAAUGGACAGACGGACGGUUGGAGAGGUAGUUGUGCAUACAAACAGAAAACUUUGUGGUGCACCCUGUAAAACCGUGUAUGUGAGGAUAUUAAUCCAAAUAAAUAUACGAGGUGCACCCCGUAUCACCUUUGUCAAUAAGAAAAAAAUGCACCACGUCAAUGUGUGGAACAAAUAUCAAAAUAUAUCACAUGCACGAAUAAUGCUUCCAAUAAAUGAUAAUUGACAAAACAG
This is a messenger RNA of Ylistrum balloti, 1660 nucleotides long. RefSeq names its product acidic phospholipase A2 PLA-1-like. The transcript is spliced from 5 exons. Gene Ontology annotation, molecular function: A2-type glycerophospholipase activity; calcium ion binding. The record is from RefSeq and is a predicted model, not a curated record. Gene Ontology annotation, biological process: lipid catabolic process; phospholipid metabolic process; arachidonate secretion. NCBI's taxonomy places the organism in Eukaryota, Metazoa, Mollusca, Bivalvia, Pectinida, Pectinidae. The coding region runs from base 106 to 561 and encodes 151 amino acids.